Messenger RNA from Bactrocera tryoni, 2949 nucleotides. It is a transcript of the gene Glut4EF, whose product is annotated as zinc finger protein 704. The coding region runs from base 95 to 2473 and encodes 792 amino acids. Gene Ontology annotation, cellular component: nucleus. Gene Ontology annotation, molecular function: RNA polymerase II cis-regulatory region sequence-specific DNA binding; DNA-binding transcription factor activity. Gene Ontology annotation, biological process: regulation of transcription by RNA polymerase II. NCBI's taxonomy places the organism in Eukaryota, Metazoa, Arthropoda, Insecta, Diptera, Tephritidae. The record is from RefSeq and is a predicted model, not a curated record. The transcript is spliced from 8 exons.
AAAAGAAACGUAGUGAUCCUCCGUACUUCUUUUCACACACUUUCUGAUUUUAAUUUUUUCGGUUUGUUCGGUUUCCAAAAUUUCGUAGAAGACAAUGUCCACUGGUCGCCGUUUAGCCAAACGUUCAAUAAUCGGUACAAAAGUUUGUGCGCCAGGUCCGGAUGGUCUCUGGUAUUCGGGCGUUAUACAAGACGUCAAGACGCCACCUACUGCCACGGUCACUUCGUCGUCACUAUUGGCAACGAGUGAUUCUGCCGCAGCCAACAACAACGGUACAAAUCUUACCGCCGACACUAAAUAUAUAGUACGCUUCGAUUUUAAGACACAAACCAUGGAGCACAACUUGGACACAUCGCCCUCAUCGUCGUCCAAGUCGUCCGUUUUAUUGGAAGCACGUCGCACUGUAAGCGCACAUUACAUUAGUCCCGCGCAAGCUUUGCGUCGCAACGCCAUGAUUAAGGAGUUUCGCGAGUCGGACUUGAUCGGUCCGGGUUUUCGUUCCAUAUUGGGUAUACAAUUGCAGCCGGGCCAACGUGUUUUUCUCACCCACAACGGACGUGAGACCUCGGGCGAUGUCAUUUCUCAUGACGUGGAAAAGGACGAUGUUGUCGUAAAGAUCACCACAAUCGGAACUGAGGAACCUAUUGAGCUGAAAAAACGGUUGGAAGAGGUGCGUCUGCUCGAAUCGCGACGCUCUGCACGCUUGGCUGAUCAGGAACGCGACACAGAUUUCGCACGCCUAGCCGACAUGGGUGGCGAUCGCCGCCGCACAACAUCACACAGCAUCGAGGUGCCAAUGUCCUUAACGCCGCAGAAUAACUCACGUAAACGUCCACAGCCAUACACACACGACUGCUUCAGCGGACAGUGCGGCGACAAAGAGGAAAUGGAGGAGUGUCAAGCAGCGAUGAUUUUAAUGAAACUCUCCCAUUCGCCCAAAAAUGCAGAGAAAUGGUACGGUUCCAGUCCGGGCAGUUCGUCGUCAUCGGGCAGCUCGUGGAGUUCGGGCAGCUCAUCGCCGCCGCUCAGCGACGAUGGUCAUGCCGGCCUCAACACGAGCGCCAUGCUGAACGAUCCGAGCACACGCAUACGCACAACAUCAGUAUCCACCUCGGACGAGGGCAUCGUCGUAGACUUCAAGGAGGAGGCGCCACGCAAAAAGAGGGUAAGUCCCUUUGAAGUCAGUACAGAAGUUCAGCAAAUAGGAUCUCAAUUUAACACAAACAAAUCCAAAUUCAGAUGUACCUGGAAAGGCUGCAAACACAUAGAACACACACCGAAAAAGAUAGAGCGGCACAUACGUAAUGUUCAUUUAGGUAACAAAAAAGCACGUCGCUCUGCUGAUUAUGAUGAAUCAUGUAGCGAAAAUGACCAUGAGGAAGAGUUCUAUUAUACAGAAAUCGAAGAUGAAGAGGAUGAUUGUAAAACACCGAGCCCUACAUCGCCACCCACUCUAAGCCACCGUGAUAUGGCUCGCCCACCACACGAAGACCCAGAAUACCAAAGAAAAAUAGUGGGCAAUUUCAAGCAAGGACGUGUCAAUCAACAACAACAGUUGCAACAAAAUCAGGGUCAACAUAUAAAUAACGGCAAGACGGUAUUCCAUGGUGGCACUUAUUUUACUACCAACAACAGCCACACCAAUCAGCAAAUGCAGAGCAAUUGCGUGUCGACUUCACCUCUAAAUCAUCAAAACUAUUGGCAGUCGUCAUCAGUACCGGUAGUACAAUCAGCACAAACCGCCAUUACAUCGGUGACAUCUAACUCAAGUCAGCUACUUCAUCAAAAUCAACAACCACAGCCGCAGCAGCAGUCUCAAUUUGUUAAACACGCUCGAUCAUCGCCACGUCCGUCCCAGUCGACAGCGCCAUAUCCAUCUCCAACGUACCAUCACAAUUAUAGCAGCAGUCCGAAUAAUUGCAUCAGUAGUAACAGCCAUGGCAAUGUCAACAGUAAUUCAUGCAAUAACCAAAGCAGUUCCAUCACACCCAAUAAUAGUGGUGCCAGCAAUAUGCUACAACAGUUGUCCCACCAAAAUAUUACGGUGACGGCACAUCACACUGGUGCUCAUCACAAUCAGCCGCAACCACAGCAACAACUACCGGCUGUAACUAUUACGCCAAAUUAUACAAAUCAACAACCGCAACAACAGCAACAGCAGCAAAUACAACACAUGCAUGGUCACCAACAGUCGACGCAAUCCAGCGCAGCUGGAACUAUUGUGACAAUCUCCACAGCACAAGUUCACCAACAAUCGCAACAACAGCAACAGACAUCUCAUCAUCAUCAUCAACAACAACAACAUUCACAACAUACAACCGUUGCCACGACAACCAAACACACACCGAACUCACCAAAUAGACGCACACGAGGCGAGAACAAGAAAUGUCGCAAAGUAUAUGGCAUGGAACGCCGUGAACUAUGGUGCACUCAAUGCAGGUGGAAGAAAGCAUGUACCCGAUUCGGUGACUGAAAAAGGGUCAAAACGUCGGCGGCGGCGGCGGAAACGACGACGACGGCGACCGCUGUAACGGCAGCGAAAAUGAUUUCGACGAGGACCACAACGACAGAACUGGCAGCAGGGGCGAAAUCGAAAUCACAAUUGCAUACAAUUGACACUGGCAAUACAGUCACGGUAACGCCAACUUAUGCGAAGUACAAGCGAACAAGCAACAAUUACAAUAACAAUAAUAUUGGCCAUAACAGCAACAAACACAAAUAUUUGGCAGCUUCCGCACCAGCAACUGCCGUGGCUACCUCCGUCAUUGUGAAGCCACCAAAUAACUUAAGAAAAAUCAUUGCUAGCAAUAAUAACCACCAGAACACUGCCAAUGGCAGCAACAUAGACCAUACGCCGAUGACUAGCAAACAUAAUAACUAUGGUACAAACACGGACGCUGAUGCACAUCUACAACAGCAACAAAUCCAAGUUGUUACAACUGCCAAUAA